AUGCGUGCAUUCAUUGUCCUGUGCUUAGUGGCUGCUGCCUGCGCUCAAUAUAACUACCAACCUAGCGGUGGUGUUGGAGGAGGUAGCGGUCUUGGCGGAGUUGGAGGUGGUAGUGGUCUUGGCGGAGUUGGAGGUGGCAGUGGUCUUGGCGGAGUCGGAGGUCCUGGCGGUUUUGGCGGAGUUGCUCCUGCCGCUACCCCUUUGGGUGAUUUCCCCGUAGCUGGCAAUGACGCUGCUUCCGUAGGCCCACAGGGUGAACUUGAAAAGGAAUUCUACACUUUCACCGCCAACGAUAAUGAUUUCAAUGAUCCCUCCGCCUCCAACCAAUUGGCCAAUUCAGUUAAGCAAGGUCUCCGUGUCAUCUUCAUCAAGGGCCCCGAAAACAAUGGUUUGGAAGAUGCCGCCUUGGCUUUGGCCAAACAAGCUGCCCAACAAGAAACCGCCAUCUAUGUCCUCAACAAGCAAGCCGAUCUCAGCGACUUGGCCAACAAACUCAACAACAUCAACACCGGCAACAACAACAAACCCGAAGUUCACUUUGUCAAAUACCGCACACCUGAAGAUGCUGCCAAUGCCCAACGUGCCAUUCAAGGUCAAUAUGACUCUUUGGGCGGCAAAUCCCAAAACUUCAACGGUGGUGUUGCCCCCGUCCUUAACUUUGCCUCUCAACCCGAAGUUCGUGCCCCAGCUGGUGCCGCUACUGCUCCUGGUGCUUCUUACUUGCCCGCAUCAAUUUUCCGUGCCUAAGUACGAUUUCGAUUAGUCCCUAGGGACUGGA
Molecule: messenger RNA, 778 nt
Organism: Musca domestica (house fly)
Lineage: Eukaryota; Metazoa; Arthropoda; Insecta; Diptera; Muscidae
Product: harpin HrpN-like
Exons: 2
Coding region: 1-747 (248 amino acids)
Source: RefSeq, a predicted model, not a curated record